This is a messenger RNA of Babesia bigemina, 858 nucleotides long. RefSeq names its product tRNA pseudouridine synthase, putative. NCBI's taxonomy places the organism in Eukaryota, Apicomplexa, Aconoidasida, Piroplasmida, Babesiidae. The transcript has 5 exons. The record is from RefSeq and is a predicted model, not a curated record. Gene Ontology annotation, molecular function: RNA binding; pseudouridine synthase activity. Gene Ontology annotation, cellular component: mitochondrion. Bases 1 to 858 code for a protein of 285 amino acids. Gene Ontology annotation, biological process: tRNA modification; mRNA pseudouridine synthesis.
AUGACCGUUGCCGUGCUUCUGCAGUGCGUGGUGGUCGUGGCGAGCGCCGUCGCAAGCGGGUUCGGACUGCGGCCUUUGCGCCCUCAACCACCGCCGAUAAGCGGCAUCCUGAACCUCUACAAGUCCCCAGGAAUGACCUCGAAUGAUGCCUGCCAGAUUGUUAAGCGGAUACUCACGGACGGGCUGCGGGAGCGGAUGGCGACACCAAGACGCCCUAAAAUAAAGGUGGGGCACGGGGGCACUCUGGACAUGCACGCCGAAGGCGUGCUCGCCAUCGGCGUGGGCAGCGCAACUAAGUUGCUAUCCUUCUACCUCAAGGGUAGUAAAACGUACGAGGCGACUGGGGUGCUGGGAUACGAAACCAAUACGCUCGAUUCCCAUGGGGAGACGGUCAAGGAAGCGCCUUGGCAGCACGUUACUGACGCCGACCUAGACAGCGCCAUCCAGUCGAUGCAGGGGCCGUAUGACCAAGUGCCGCCGCUGUACAGCUGUAGGUUAGGCAGUUGGGCGAUUAAUCAUGAAACAGCGAAAAAGCACUGCGGCAGGAGCCUGCGGGAUUAUGCAAUCCGAAGCCUGCCAGUGGAGGUCAAGUCGUCACUGGUCACAGUGCACAGCAUCGAGAGGAUACGCGUCCCUGGUGCAGAGCUCCCUCGGUUCGCGUUAAGGGUCACCGGCUCAGGCGGCACCUACGUGCGCAGCCUCAUCCGAGACAUCGCAUACAAACUGAACACGCUUGGCACGCUGCAGUCCCUGGUGAGAACCGCCAAGUGUGACCUGACGGUGGACGAUGCGCUGCGCAUCGACAGCCUGGACUACGACACCAUAGUGCAGAACCUCAGAACGCAAAAUUUGUCAUAA